AUGCCCCAAAUUGGGCUGCUUCAAGCUCAUUAUUUCAACACCAAGGGAGUAUUUACCACAGAUUUCCCAGACCGCCCUCCCACACCUUUCAAUUACACUGGUGCACCACUCAAUGCCAACCUUGGCACUAAAAUAGGCACCCGGCUUAGCAAACUUGACUUCAAUUCAACAGUUGAGUUGGUGCUACAAGACACCAAUCUUCUCACAGUGGAGUCCCAUCCUUUCCACCUUCAUGGUUACAAUUUCUUUGUUAUUGGGACCGGAGUUGGGAACUUCGACCCCAAAAACGACCCAGCAAAGUAUAACUUAGUGGAUCCUCCCGAAAGAAACACAAUUGGAGUUCCUACCGGUGGUUGGGUUGCCGUAAGGUUCAGGGCUGAUAAUCCAGGUGUCUGGUUCAUGCACUGUCAUUUGGAGCUCCAUACCAGCUGGGGUUUGAAGACUGCGUUCGUGGUGGAAAAUGGGAAAGACUCAGAUCACUCUAUCUUGCCUCCACCUACAGACCUUCCACCCUGUUAG
Messenger RNA from Prunus armeniaca (apricot), 519 nucleotides. The record is from the annotation of a GenBank genome assembly. NCBI's taxonomy places the organism in Eukaryota, Viridiplantae, Streptophyta, Magnoliopsida, Rosales, Rosaceae.